Molecule: messenger RNA, 4498 nt
Organism: Fundulus heteroclitus (mummichog)
Lineage: Eukaryota; Metazoa; Chordata; Actinopteri; Cyprinodontiformes; Fundulidae
Gene: trmt9b
Product: tRNA methyltransferase 9B
Exons: 4
Coding region: 312-1604 (430 amino acids)
Biological process (GO): tRNA wobble uridine modification
Cellular component (GO): cytoplasm; nucleus
Molecular function (GO): tRNA binding; S-adenosylmethionine-dependent methyltransferase activity
Source: RefSeq, a predicted model, not a curated record
GGAGCCCAACAUGCUAUGGAUAUGAUGCCGUGCUGCGGUUGCGCUCCAGGCGGUCACACUCGCAGGCGGGAGGUGUUCCCUUAGAUUUUUGGUCCGCUCCAGCCGUCCGACCCCCCUCGCCGUUCACAAUGUUCCCGGCGCUUCUGUGACCGGCACCUGCCUCCCAUCCUCAUGACGGGUCGUCCAUUUACAUCCAUCGCCCGGUGCUCUGAUGGAAGUUUAACUCCGGCGACCUGAGCAUAUAGGGGCGGAUAAUUACCCCACAACAACACCAUGAAGCUGUGAAGCUGCAGGAGGCAGCCCGGACAGACAUGAUGGAGGAGGCUGCCAGUCAACUGGAGAGGGACCAUGUGCACAGCGUCUAUGACAAGAUCGCUCCGUAUUUCAACGACAGCCGCUACAAAGCCUGGCCAAAAGUGCGACAGUUCCUGCUGGACCUGCCUCUGGGGAGCAUCGUAGCCGACAUCGGCUGUGGCAAUGGCAAAUAUCUCCACAUCAACAAGGACGUGUUCAAGCUGGGCUGCGAUGUGUGUCGCCCCCUGGUGGACUUUGCUUGGAGCCAAGGACACGAGGUCCAGAUGUGCGAUGGGCUGCGCUUGCCUUACAGAGACGGCUGCUUCGACGCCGUGCUCUCCAUAGCAGUCAUUCAUCAUUUUUCCACCAAAGAGCGUCGCAUACGGGCAAUAAAGGAGAUGGCUCGCACCCUGCGGGUUGGCGGACGCAUCAUGAUCUACGUGUGGGCCAUGGAGCAGAAACGGCGGAAGUUCGAGAAACAGGACAUCUUCGUUCCCUGGAACCCCAACCCUCACUCGGCAUCCGGCUUCAACGGAGACGACGGCAGACCCAGGAGACGAGCCACGACGCAGAGCGUGAGCGAAGCCAUGGACGGCACUGAAAACCCCAGGAAGAUCAGAAGCACGUCCUCGGUGGCGGACGAAGAAGACGUGGCCCAGACGGUGCCGCAGCAGAGGACGCAGAGACCGUGGUUCUUCUCCAGGUCGCUGGAUUCCGUGUUUGACUUUGGAAGCUUAGCCAUCUCCUGGCCGUCCUCCAGAGACCUGAGACCGUUAUCAUCGGCUACAGCUGCGAAUGAGGGGAACAAGCCCAACCAGCGAGCGAGAGGGCGGGGCCUCAUCAAGCAGGUCUCCAGCUUCUUUUCCCCUCCGUCGGUGAUCGGAUCAGAGGAGGACGUUUUUGACCCGGACACAGACAAGCAAAAAGGUCAGAAUGAUUCAGAAGCCCCUAGUAACCCGACUAACGGUAGUAGCAAAGAACAUAAAGGCGUCUCGGUAUCUUUAGUGCAGGAGUGUGGCUCACUUGCUCUGCCAGAUCUUAUUUCCUUGCAGCAGGAGCACCUGAAGCAGUCCGAAGAUCAACGGGUCAGGGGGCCCUUAGGAAGAGAGCAUCAGGAAGGCACCCAGAGCCCCGAGGGGAGCGAGGAGCAUGCUGAAGCUUCCUGUCUGAGGUACUAUCACGUCUUCAGAGAGGGAGAGCUGGCAGAGCUGAUAGAGCACCACGUUGAAGAGCUCCAUGUCCUACACGGGUACUUUGACCACGCCAACUGGUGUGUGGUGGCAGAGAAGGUCCAGUUAUGGAAAAUCUAAAUUUUUAACUUAUCGUCUUUCGGCCUACAUUUUAGCACAACACCCACACACGUUAACGUUGGACAUUCUAGGGAGGGAAAUGUCUGUAAAUGUGCAGCUUUAGCUAGUGUCGGGGUUCUGACGCCCAGUUCAAUCCCUCUGCUGAGAAAGGUAUGUUUUUACACUUUUAUUAGAGCUGAUAAAGAUGCGUUCAGUAAACUGUCUCAGCUCAGAGGAUAUCAAUGCGUUACGAUGGCCUACUGCGUGAUUUAAAAAUCACAUUUUAAGUAUUUAUUCUGCAGAAAGCAAGACAAUGAAAGCAGUAGCCUUGUGUCUCAUCUGGCGAUUUGCUUCUAUUAUUUUUUUAAUCUUUUAAAAAGAACUUGUCUUCAAAGGGAGAUGUUGAUGAUUGCACUGUUUUCCUGUUUGGGCUUAAAAGCCACACUGACAGUAUGAACUUCCAUUGGUUUUGGGAUUUUAAUCAUUUUAUUUCUGUGGUGAUCUCUUAAUGUCCGCCUGGUUUAUGAAAACAUGUUUGUUUUUGGUUUUUUUUACCUCUGAGUAUGUAGAGCUAAAUGAACAGCAGGAAUCGGUUAGUUUUCUCUAUUAGACGUUUAAUAAAUGGCUAAUUCAGUGCCUAACAAAAGUAUUAAUAUUCCUUUAACUUUCUCUAACUUUGUCAUGUUAGCAGCACAGACUCUGAUGCAUUUCAUUUUGAUUUUUAUGUGAUAGUGCAUUUUGUUUAAAUGAAAAAUACCAUUAAAAUUUGGACACUGUGGCAUCCCCAUAGCAUGAUUGAGCCACCACCUUGUUUCACCAAGGUGGAUAUAUAGUGUAUUUAGUGCGCCGUGACGUGAGAGGUUCAAAGUUUGGGAUACUGUUUUAUUAUCUAACCUUGCUUCCAACCUGCCCAGAACUUGAUCUCUUCAUGAUACUGUUUAUUACCUAAUGUUUUCUAACCAAUCUAACCUAUAAUGCUUUCACAAAGCUGUAUUUAUACUGUGAUUACAUUAUGUAACUAUGAAAGGUGUUUAUUACAUAUGUAAAUUCUUAAGGUAAUCAAUUCCCUGGAUCUAUAUUAUUAAUAUAUUAUUAAAUGUGGCUUAAUACAAAUGCAAGCCACAAAAUCUGCCACUUUGUAGUGAUCUAUCACAUGAAAUCCCAAAUAAAAUAUAUUCAGAGAUGUGCUUUUAAUGUAGAAAAAAGUGGAUAAAGUUCAUGGGGUGUGAAUACUUUUUGUAAAGCAUUGUAAGUCAUUUCUUUUAAAAAUAGUGCUCUGAACGGUUUAGAACAUGUUCUAAAAUACUGGUGUUUCCUGUGAGUGUUUCAUGUUAAAAUCAGGAAGAGCUGCAUAAUGUCUCGUAACAAGCUGAAAGUACCGGCCGUGUGUUUCAGCAAAUAAACUGCCUCAUUUACUGUGAAUGAAACAUUGCACUGUACCACUAAUAUGUUGCUGCUUCAUGUCAGUACAUGGCAUACAAAUGUGACACUAAAGUCCAACUUUGUGCUUAUCUGUGUUCAUUGUGCCAAGAAGAAUGCGUUUCCUUUUUUAAUAAAGUGUGUGUGGACCAAUUUUUCUUACGUUUUACAGGUACCUCAGUGUCUCAUGAUUUUAAAUGGUUUUUUUGCUUAUUCAUUUUUUUUCUCCAUAAUUUUUGUGUUGCAAUUAUUGACGAAGCAAUUUACCUUAACACAAGAAAAGAGACGAUCACAACAUUCAUUCACAAAUAUCUAAUAUCUAAUGGAGUUCAGCAGGACUUUAUAUAAGGACCCUUGCCUUUUUAUAGUAUGUGUAUUUUAUCAAAUGCUGAAUUCCAAUUUUCUGUUAGGUCUUCAUCUCCACCAGCGAUUUAAACACCAAUACAAAAAACUGCCUUUGAUAAUAAAUUAGUUUAGCACGAGUUAAGACUAGAUCAAAUGAAGGAAAGACUAACUUUGUGAUAUUCUCAGAUGGCAGAGUUGUUCCAAAACAUCUUAAGCGGUCAAGAAGUUUGUACCACGGGGCGGUCGUAUAUUAAAACCUGCAUAUUUAAACUAUAAAAAUAAAUAAAUUUACAUUCAUGUUGAAAAAACAUGUCUUUCUCUGUUUAUGAGUAAACAUAACAGCUAUUUUGCAAAUAUCUGUCCUCAGAACAGAAUAAGAACAAAAAAGACUUUUAAACAAGCAGCUUCUUUCCUAGUAUAAUGUACAAAAAGACCUGAAACUGUCUGAACUGGUUACCACACAAAAAAAAAAUCACAUCCGUUUUAAUGAAGAAAGACGAUUUCACACCCUUAACGUGACGGUUUUUGAUGUUUCUUUCUUUUGAUGUUUCUUUUGUAUUGUUUGGCUGCUCAUUUGCUAAUGCUAUAAAUUAAUUGUAGGUUGUAUUUCAUUUGUUAAAUGUUUACUGCCAUUGUGGCCAGGUCUGUCUUGAAAAAGAAAAUAUCCUUAAUAAGAUCGUUUUACUUAAAGUCUGAGAGAGAGUUGACGAGAACAUUUGAUAUGUUAAUAGUUAUAGCUGAAUAAAAAAUUGCUGUAUUUCUGGAGUUUGUUUGCUUUACACAUUAUGAUUUUCUCUUUUUUUAGACCCAAUUGUGCAGUGUCUAUGGUCUAAAAAGUGCAAAAUGGAAAUUAACAUUUCCCUUCGUGCUGCACGGCUAAGGAAUUUAAACGAAGCAAUAAAAUUGCACUUGAAGAGCAGACUUUAAGUAUUCUGAGUUAAUGACUUAAGCCUCGGGCUUAGGGACAUCCCAUUUCUGAGUUUCCUUUUUGAUGCUUAGCCAGGCUUCAUUUAACUUCUGGGGCAUUUAAUUAGAGUAAGAAUGCCUUUCAAGCUAUGGUUUGGGCCAUGAUCCCUCUGUAAUGUGAUGCUGUAAAUAUAUCUAUAUUCUCACCAAUUAAAGUUUGAUAAGCAUCUUUGUCAUUAAUGCCA